Messenger RNA from Epinephelus lanceolatus (giant grouper), 1619 nucleotides. RefSeq names its product tektin 4 (gene tekt4). The record is from RefSeq and is a predicted model, not a curated record. Lineage: Eukaryota; Metazoa; Chordata; Actinopteri; Perciformes; Serranidae. Gene Ontology annotation, cellular component: sperm flagellum; nucleus; microtubule cytoskeleton. Gene Ontology annotation, biological process: cilium assembly; cilium movement involved in cell motility.
GCAUCACUGAUUCUACUUUUUAUUUAGGACUAAAGCUGCUUAAAUAAGUUGUCUUUAAUUGUUAUAAAAUGAGCUCUGAGGUUUUAGUAUCAAGGCCACACUAUGACAGCAGGGCUGUGGCUCAGGGGGUCCCGGAGAGAGAGUCCCCUCUGGAGCCGGAUGUCCCGCAGCUGUCCUCGGGCUCAGCCACAGCCGGGUACCGCUCAGCUAAAUACUCCCCGGCUGAGUGGUUCAACAACUACCACAGCAUCCUUCAACAGGCCGGUGCCGACCAGCACGAAGCCCGGAGCAUCCAGAGAGAGUCCAAAACUCUGUACCAGAACACCGAGGCCGCCACUUUGAAGACCCAGGCCCAGGGAACGCGUCUGCUGGGGGAGAGACUGCAAGAGAUCCACUACUGGAAGUCUGAGCUGCAGCGGCACAUCGACCAGCUGCAGGCCGACACGGAGGCACUGCUGGCGCUGAAGACGAGGCUGGAGAAGGCGCUGGACGCCACCGAGACUCCGUACGCCAUCGCCACCGAUAAUCUCAACUGCAGGACCAGAAGACUUGGACCAGAUCUGGUCCGAGACACCGUGGAGGAGGAGCUGUUAAAGGAGGUGGACUUGAUCAGGAGCAUCCAGGCUCUUCUUAAGAGAACUACAGUUCAGGUUGUCAGUCAGAUCAAGAUGAACAGAGAUGCCAAGCAGACGUUAGAGUUGGACUGGUCUGAUAAGUACCAGGCCUACAACCUUGAUGACCAGUGUGGAAGAUACACUAACAUGAGCCCAGAUACACGGCACCACCCCAGCUCAGCCACCAUGCAGGACCAGGUGAGUAACUGCGCAUCAUGGACAAAAUUCACACAGGACAACCUGUCCAAGGCCAUGCAGGAGGAGCAGGCCACCAAUAGUCUUAGACUGCUGGUGGAGCAAGUGCUGCAGGACACCACUGAAGACCUGAGAGUCCAGUGCUCCACUGUGGACCAAGCCUUUAGCCAGCGCUGCACGGAGCUGAUAGAGGCCAAGACCCAGCUAGAGAUAAGGCUCGCAGAGACCUUGGAGCAGAUUGGGGCCCAGGAGAGGAACAUUGUGGCCCUGCAGCAGGCCAUCCACAACAAAGAGGCUCCACUGAGAGUCACUCAGUCCAGACUUUACACCCGCUCCCUCAGACCCAACAUGGAUCUCUGCAGAGAUGAGCCCCAGCUCAGUUUGGAGGCAGAGGUGAGGCAGAUUGAUGCCACUCUGGCGUCUCUGCACCAGCAGCUGAGUGAGGCCAGAGGCUCCCUGUCCCACCUGGAAGAAUCACGCAUUACUCUGGAGAAGGACAUAAACUGUAAAACCCACUCACUGUUCAUUGACAGAGACAAGUGCAUGACUCACCGUAAACGAUACCCAGCUGUCUCCACACUGUCAGGAUACUGAGGCCGACGACUCUGAGUGUUUGAGUGGAAUUUCCUUUUUUUUCAUUUCUUUGUUUAGUCUCUUUGUCGUGCUGUGUUGUAAGAAGCAGUGAUGUAUCAUGUCAUCAAGAAAGCCUGAAAACUCAGCAGUUAAAAACAAAAUUAAUAGUAUUUCAAUUCACCAAAUAAUUAAGGUCCAGUGUGUAGGAUAUAGGGGCAUCUAUUGGCAGCAAUGCUA